Capronia epimyces CBS 606.96 is the source of this 1905-nucleotide messenger RNA. RefSeq names its product nucleolar protein 58. Lineage: Eukaryota; Fungi; Ascomycota; Eurotiomycetes; Chaetothyriales; Herpotrichiellaceae. The transcript has a single exon. Gene Ontology annotation, molecular function: snoRNA binding. Gene Ontology annotation, cellular component: box C/D methylation guide snoRNP complex; small-subunit processome. The record is from RefSeq and is a predicted model, not a curated record. The coding region runs from base 1 to 1905 and encodes 634 amino acids.
AUGACGCUCCUUAUCCUUACCGAGACGUCCGCCGGCUAUGCGCUGCUCAAGGCGAAGGACAAGAAGCUCCUCAAGCGGGACGACCUAGCCUCUGAACUGAGCAGCGUGGAAAAUGUCACCUCCAUACUCAAGCUGAAGGAGUUCCAGAAAUUCGACAGUGCCGCAGCAGCUCUCGAGGAGGCGGCUGCCAUUGUGGAGGGGAAAGUCACCCCGAAACUCUCGUCCCUGCUCAAUACCCUCAAGGACGAGAAAAAAAUCUCGCUCGCAGUCGCAGACCCGAAACUAGGAAACGCGAUCGGCAAGAUCCCGGGCCUUGAGAUCAAAGCCAUCGCCGACUCCACGACCGCCGACCUCUAUCGAGCCAUUCGAGAACACCUCCCGUCCCUCAUCCCAGGAUUACUGCCCGCAGAUGUCAAGACAAUGUCGUUAGGUCUCUCGCACUCACUGGCAAGACAUAAGCUCAAGUUCUCCCCCGACAAGAUCGAUGUUAUGAUUGUGCAGGCGAUCGGCCUCCUCGAUGACCUCGACAAAGAACUCAACACAUAUGCCAUGAGAGUGAAGGAAUGGUACGGGUGGCAUUUUCCAGAACUGGCAAAGAUCUUGAACGACAAUCUGGCCUACGCCAAAGUGGUCCUCAAGAUGGGAAUGCGUACAAACUUUGAACAAAGCGAUCUGUCAGAAAUCCUCCCAGAAGAGAUCGAGGCUGCGGUCAAGACUGCCGCUGAUAGGUCUAUGGGAACGGAGAUUACGGAGGAAGAUCUUGAAAACAUCCAGAGUCUGGCCGACCAGGUUGUCCAGUUCACAGAAUACAGGACGCAACUAGCUAGCUAUCUGACGGCACGAAUGCGGGCGAUCGCUCCUAACCUCACCACUCUGGUUGGGGACUUGGUUGGUGCUCGGCUAAUUGCACAUGCCGGAAGUUUGAUGAAUCUGUCCAAAAGCCCCGCCAGUACCAUCCAAAUUCUGGGCGCCGAAAAGGCUCUUUUCCGAGCUCUCAAGACAAAACACGACACUCCCAAGUAUGGUCUAAUCUAUCAUGCUUCUUUGAUCGGCCAGGCGUCUGGCAAGAACAAGGGCAAAAUGGCAAGAGUACUCGCUGCCAAGGCCGCGCUCGGACUGAGGGUUGACGCGCUGCAAGACUGGGGUGAUGACGAGGCAAAUCUUCCCGAGGACGAGAAAGCCGCCCUUGGACUGGAAGCGCGAGCCAACCUCGAGCGCAAAUUGGCAGCUUUGGAGGGCAAACCGCUCAAACCUCGAGGGAUUGCCAUUGCUCCUAACGGUGUGUCCACGACGGCGCAACCACAGAAAUGGGAGAUCAAAGAAGCCCGGAAGUACAAUGCGGACGCCGAUGGCCUCGACGGCAAUGAGGCCCCAGCCAAGAAAGAGAAGAAGUCGAAGAAGGAGAAGAAACUCAUCCAGGAGAUCUCUGAAGACGCCAAGAUGGGAGACGGUGACGAAGAGGCCGAGUCCCAACCCGAUGAGCCGAUAGACUCAGAUGAAGCUGCGGCUAUCACCCCCUCCAAACCCAAUGGCGUCAGUGGCACAGCCGACGGUGCCGACAAAAAGGCCGAGAAGCAGAGAAAACGGGCGGAGAAAGAAGCACGCAAGCUUGCUAAGGAAGGAGGGAAAGAUGCCAGCCUUGAGGCCCUGGCGGCGAAAUGUGGCCUGAGUGUUGAGAGGUAUCAGAGAAAGCUUGAGCGGGGAGAGAUUCAGUUUCAAGAAGACGGCACGCCGGUAGCCAUCUCCAAGAAAGAGAUCAAGAAGGCGAAGAAGAAGGCGGAGAAAGCUGCCGCAGCCAACACGAAUGGCGACGUCGAUGGCAGCAAGAAGCGAAAGCGGGCAGAAGAAGAGGUCGUCGAGCAGUCCAAACCAGACAAGAAAAAGAAGCGGAAAGAAAAGGCUUAG